Messenger RNA from Anthostomella pinea, 2649 nucleotides. NCBI's taxonomy places the organism in Eukaryota, Fungi, Ascomycota, Sordariomycetes, Xylariales, Xylariaceae. The record is from the annotation of a GenBank genome assembly.
AUGUCGAGGACCCCCCUCGCAUUCAUCAUCGGGACGCUUUUUGCGCCCGCUCUAGUUUGCGCCGAGGAUAUAACCGCUUUGUGGCUCGAGCCAUCGUCGGACUGGUACGGCAUCGAUGGCAAUUGGUCUUCGACUGGACUCCUCGUGGGUGAGCCGGCCCAGAAAGUCGAUGUCACAGUGAGCACGAGCCUCUCUGAGAUAUGGGUCGUAGAGACUGGAGGCUGUGGUGCAUCUUCUCUCUGCACCGAAGCCCGUGGAGGUGUCUACAACACCAGCGCAUCGCAUAGUUGGUCGUCUCAGGGUGCAUGGCAGCUUGGUCUGAGCUAUCUUGGGCUUGAGGGCAAUGGAGACUACGCCAGGGAGACUGUCGCGGUAUAUGACAGCAUACGACAGCGGCAAACUUCUUUCAACAAGCAAAUCGUGGCUGCCAUAAAUGACACCGACUACUACACCGGUUUCUUCGGGCUGGGGAUCACACCAGGUAAUUUUCAGGGUGUCAUCGCCCAAAGUCCAAUCGCUGUAUUGGUUGAACAGGACGGCGUCAUACCCAGCCACAGCUAUGGUUAUACAGCUGGAGCUUACUAUGGCGGAUCAAGUGGUAUUCCGAUGUCCCUGACAUUGGGAGGCUAUGACGCGAAUCGCUUCGAAGCGCACGACACCAAGUUCAGCUUGAACGCAUCAGCAAGCCAGCCCCAGACAUUGAUCAGGGCCAUCACCGCGUCAGUAUCCGAUGCUGACAAGGCACCGACAUCGUGGAACUCGACGUCGACCCCCCUGUCAUUCUUCAACGAAUCUGUAACAGCGCUGAUCGACAGCUCGACACCCUAUCUCUGGCUACCGUCAGUUAUCUGCGACCGAUUUGCUUCUACAUUGAAUCUUACCUGGAACGAGAGCUUCGGACUAUACUUGUUCGAAGACAACGACAGCUUGGAACGCUACCAAUCAUCAGCCGAUCUCUCGUUUACCUUUACCCUGUCGAGCGCGGAUAACCAGGAUGACUUUGGUCAACCGCUCGACGUCCCGGGUGUCGUGAAUAUCACGAUUUCUGGAAAUGCAUUCGUCCAAAAUCUCCGCUACCCAUUCAUGAACCUUUUCCAAUACGGUGAUUCGGCCGUACCGUAUUUCCCCUUAAAGAGAGCUGACAACGAAAGCCAAAUCAUCAUUGGGAAGUCUUUCCUACAGGAAGCAUACAUCAUCACGAAUUACGAGACGGGCACAUUCUCGCUUCAUAAAGCCAAGUUCCCCGAAGACCCGCUGCGAGAUACAUCGAUACAAACCAUAGCAUAUGCCGCCAAUUCUCAGUAUCCUGGUCCAACUACCAAGCCUGGUGGGCAGCAGGGCCUGGCUCACGCUCAGCUGGUGGGACUUGUCGUAGGUGUUUGCCUUAUGGUAGUUGCGAUUCUUGCCACAGCAUGGUUCAUGCGUCGGAGGAGAAGGAAGCAACCGGUAGCAGGAAAGGAAGACGACGACCUCAAGGACAGGGUGUACGCACCCGAACCAGAAAGACCAAAGAUCCCCGUUAGGAGGAUGUUAUCAAGGAUGACGAAGAAGUGUUCUUGGAAAAAGACGAAGGCCAGCGGCGACAAAGUAUACGAAGUCGGAGCGGACUGGCAACACGAGCGCUAUGAGAUGCCAGUCCAACCAGCGCCCGUUGAGCUAGAUGCCACCGAUACGAUGUCGAGCACUUGCGUCGCGGGUUUCGCGGCCAGCUUUGAAGAGCACAGGCGUACUUCUUACGAGCUAGUGAGGCAGCAGCUUGAAAGUCAGAGGCAAGGGCCGGUUCCUGAAUACACACCCAAUGUGGUAGAUUUGUCGGACAAGACGUAUCAGGAUGUGAGCUGGGUGACACACUAUCGCCCAUCGGAUCAUGCGGAACAACCAUCAUAUCGCAUGGUAGAUAUAUCGCGUCAUAUGGAAGAACCAGUUCGUCGGUUGACUCAUCCCGUGGAAGAUCUAUCUCUCCAUAUGGAAGGGCCCUCUCGCCGGAUAGUGGACCCCUGCCGCCGCGCGGAAGACCCAUCUCGUCACAUGGACAAUCCAUUCCGUCACCGAGACCAUCCGUCUCACGCGUCGAGUCCGACACAAGAAGAGUACAGCAACGGAGUCCCUUCACCAAUGACACCUCACAGCGGCUGGUCGACUUACACUCCAGAUCUUCAUUCUCCCAUGGGUGGCUCUACUUCUACCCCCAGCAUGACUUACACGGCUGAAUCCCUGCCAAGUGUCGACCCAGUUACGAUGCCUUGGUCUGCGUCACCUAACCCGUCUACCUCGUCGCACGAGGCGUCUCUAAUCCCACCACUACCACAAACCGCCUAUCAAAGGACGCCAAUCGAUCCAUCACGGGUCAUCUGUCUCGGGCCCUUACCAGACACUAUUCAUUCACGACACCACUCCUCGGUGGCCCGGGUUAUGGGUCCCGAUGGCUUUCAGUUUCCUAUGCCAACCAUUCCAUCUGCCGAAGAGUCGAGACGCGAGUCCGCAAUCGACACAUUAGGAAGCAAUUUCACCAUCGAUGAAGAAAUUCGGGAGGCCGCUACUCGGGCUGCUCGGGCUGCAGCCCACACUCGCGGGCGGAUGGAUGGCUUCGAUAUUGUCCACGUACCCCAGCCAGCACAGAAGCGAUACAGCUGGGAAGAGGACCGGUGA